GACAGGUUUAGUGCUUGAUGUGAUUUAAACGCGUAAAGGUGUAAAAAGAGGUACUGCAUAAGCGGGAGAAGCAGAUUCGAUGCAAUGCACUUAAUUUGUUACGGCGGCCCUUUGUCAAAUUUCGUAUUCGAAUGAAGAUCGAAAGGAAACGGAGAGAUAGCGACAAAAGAAGAAAAACUCUCUUUCGUUUGAUCACCAUCACGAGAUAAACAACCUAUACUCUCCUUUCUACUUUCGAUCAACCUUAGCACAAUCGUGCUACCAUCUCCAUUUAAACACAAAUCUCGCCUAACAAAAAUCACACUGACGGCCUCGCAUUGAGUGUGCGUUGUGCCUGAAGUUGAACGCCGACCGAUUGAGCAGGAUCUCAAUCAUAGAAAAGCACCUUUUCUUCUUACAAACGCUUUGACACCAUGUCGCAGACUGGCGGAGGGAACGAUAUCCCCUCGCAAAUUGCAACCGCUCUUCAAGACAGCUCCAAAGCAGAUGUGGAGAAAGUAGGAAUCGCAUUGGGCGUCUUUGUUGCAGCUUCAUUAGCAACUAUUAUAGGCUUUGAAAUCUUACGAGCAAACAAUAAGAUCGUUUAUGAACCAAAACGAAAAUAUGCAGAAGUUGGAGGGCCGGCUCCUCCUCCGCUUUCGUAUUCUUUCUUUGGUUGGAUGGCACCCACUUGGCGAUAUUCGGAAGAUGAUUUAUUGAACAAUGCCGGUAUGGACGCUGUCGUCUUUUUACGAUUUAUUCGGCUAUGUUGUUGGAUUUGUACCGCUUUGGCUGUCAUCUUGGGUGCGACACUCAUCCCAGUCGAUUUGAUAUACAAUUUGAAAGUUAAAUCUGGCUCUCAAGAUUACACUUCCUCAGGUACCGCACUUUCGGUUAUUACGCUGGCAGAGAUGAAUGGUAAUUUCUUGUACGCUCACGUUAUCAUGAGCUAUGUAGCAGUGAUUGUAACCUUGUUCUUCGUCUUUAGAUGGUACAAGAGUAUGGUCGUCCUGCGAUGGAAGUACUUCCGUUCAGAAGCUUAUCAAAGCAGUUUUGCCGCUCGUACGCUCAUGCUUACCAACGUUCCACGUCAAUUGCAAUCCGAUGCUGCAAUUUCCGGUUUGCUUUCUAGUAUUGGUCUUCCUUAUCCUACAACGGAGGUGCAUAUCGGUCGUGUUGUGGGUUCAUUGCCCGAGUUGAUCGAGAAGCAUGAUGAAAUGGUUCGCAAGCUUGAACAUGUGUUGGCCAAAUAUCUCAAAGAUCCAAACAAUGUCCCUUCAAAGCGACCUAUGAUACGUACGUCCAAAAUGGGAAGCGAAAAGGUUGAUGCGAUUGAUUACUAUACUGCUCAAAUCAAUAAGUUGGAAGCAGCCGUAGAGAAUUGGCGGGAACGUAUUGCGGAGAAGAAGCCGGAAUCGUACGGAUUCGCAUCAAUGGCAGCCGUGCCUUACGCUCAUGCUGCAGCCAAAUCCCUUAAAAAUAAGAGACCAAACGGAGUGGAGAUCGAAUUGUCCUCUGAGCCUCGUAAUAUCUUGUGGAAGAAUUUGACGCUCACCAAAACUCAACGUUUCCGAUUGAGUUCGACUGGUUUCAUUUAUUUGACAAUUCUGUUGUUCGUCAACGCCGUUCCACUGCUUGCCGUUGCAUUGAUUGCACAAAUGAGUUCAUUUACCGGCUACCUACCAUUCUUACGUUCUUGGCAAGAUUCAAGCGGCUGGUCGUUCAGUUUAGUAGCCGGUUUGCUACCUCCAGCCAUUUCAGGUGUGAUGGGUUACUUUUUGCCGAUUUUGAUGCGUAAGAUUGCCAAAUAUCGCGGUGAACAAACGAGAACAAAGUUGGACAAAGUCGUCACUGGACAAUUUUUUGGAUUCUUGAUUAUCUCUCAAUUCAUCUUUUUCUCCUUGAUCGGUGUCUUUAUCACAUCGAUCGCUACAGUCGUGGGAGAGAUUGUCAAACACAGCAGUGGAAGCGAAAUAUUCGACACUUUACGUGAUCAGACGGAUGUGAUCAAGAAGCAAUUCUUGAACAUGAGUAAUUAUUGGCUAACAUGGUUGCCAUUGCGAAUGUGGAUGUCUACCUUUGAUCUUGCUCAGGGUAUCAAAUUGGUUCUGGUGUGGAUCCAAAAGGGACUCUUCGGGAGAACGCCAAGAGAUGUGCGGGAAUACACCAAGCCACCAUCGUUUGAAUAUGCAAUUUAUUAUGCAAACUUCUUGUUCUUGUUUGCCGUCGGUGCCAUUUAUGGAGUUUUGGCUCCCUUGGUGAUGAUCUUCACUGCAGUCGUAUUUUGGGUUUCCUUGGCUUGUUACAAGUAUCAAUUCAUGUACGUUUCCGUUUCCAAGGUCGAAUCGGGUGGUGCGCUAUGGCGUUUGAUUGUCAACCGACUUUUGAUCGUUUUGGUGUUGAUGCAAGUGAUUUUGAUGUUUGUUGUUGCUUUGGAUCCGGCAGAUUUGGUCAACAGAAUUGUAAAGGUCGCUCUUUGCGCUCCUCCAAUCGUUUUAGUCCUUGCAUUCAAGGUCUAUUGCCGUAAUCGCUUUGACAACAUGUACGAUUGGUACAUCCCUGAUCCAUCCGAGAUGGCCAAAACCCACGUCCAUCAAGGCGAUCAGCGCCAUCAUCGUUUGCAACGUCGCUUCGGUCAUCCUAGCUUGCACCAGAAGUUGUUCACGCCUUUGGUACACGCCCGUGUCAAGCAUUUGUUGCCGCAAGUCUAUCAUGGACGACUGGAGCAUUCUGGUAUGGUAGAUGUUGCAGGCCGCAAAUUGGAAGCAGAAGAAGUCGUCGGAGGAUUGAAGAUUGCAGCCGUUGAAGACGAUCAAUUGGAGUAUGAUCCAAAGAUGGACAGUGACGGACAAAGUAUGAUCAGUAUCUCAACGAUGACUUCCCGCUUCCCGCAACGAAAAGGUACAGGUGAUACACAGUUCCAGAGUCAAUAUCAAGCUUAUUUGGCAGGUGCAGGUCCCGUUUCACGUACCGAUUUACAAGAUACUUAUGAGAUGAGCGAUAUGCGUGAUAGUCAAGAAAAUUUGCUGGAAAAGAGAGGCAAUGUUGCUAUGGGACCCAUGUCGCAUAGUCGCAAACAGUCUGGCAACACACUUUACUCGUAUGGAACACCUUAUGCUACUCCUCAAGCCACACCAGGUCUAGAGUAUCCUCCUGGAGACAUUGCUUCACAGCCGAUGUAUCACUCUAAUGGCAGCAAUAUCAGUUUGACAGGAAAUGGAGGUUAUUUCCAAGGAGGUCGACAAAGCCCUGCGAAUAUGUACAGCAACUAUAAUGGUGGCUCACAAAUGUAUCAACAAAGGUCUAAUGGUUCUUUUGGUGGCAUGCAGCCAAACAGAACUGCAUCACCAGCACAAAUGUCCUCUUCACCGCAAAUGGGACCUGUUCGCACAACACCUUCGCCAAUGAAUCAAAUGAACGGCGGCCAAAGAAGGCAAGGAUCGGCUGGCUCUGCACAUAUGUUGAAUCAGCAAGGAUAUCCUGCUCAGCCUCCUUACUAUAAUGCAGCGGAAAUGUACUCUUCUCAACCGGCCCCUCCGACUGCACAAGCGCAAUACUACAAUCCUUAUGGUCCUUCUCCCCAACAAUCGCCUCAAAAUCGGGGCCCGAAUGGAGGCGGUAAUCCGCAUCAAUCACCUCAACCUGGUCGGGGUCCAAGUGGUGGCGGUAAUAAUUGGAACGGAUAUAAUAAUUACGGAGGUGGUCGAUGAAGUUGAUGGACAAUUCCUUCUUAUUUGCUUCUGUGUUGCUGUUGUCCCUCUCUCUCUCUUUCUCUCUGGUUCCUCGCAUGGUAUUCUCUCCUCUCUUUUUUUUCGCACAUACGAUUCUCAUUUAGAAACACACUGUAUCACAAUCAAUGACAUGAAUUCGAUCGCAUCGGAAGUUGA
Molecule: messenger RNA, 3866 nt
Organism: Meira miltonrushii
Lineage: Eukaryota; Fungi; Basidiomycota; Exobasidiomycetes; Exobasidiales; Brachybasidiaceae
Product: DUF221-domain-containing protein
Exons: 1
Coding region: 414-3689 (1091 amino acids)
Cellular component (GO): plasma membrane
Molecular function (GO): calcium-activated cation channel activity
Source: RefSeq, a predicted model, not a curated record